AUGACACAUAUUGUCACCGUACUGUGGCCACCAUUUGAGGACCCAUCUUCCAACACAUGGGCAAGAAACACUGCCCCCAGCCGCUGCUCCGGGAGGGUCGAGGUGUUUUAUAACCAGCAGUGGGGGACGGUGUGUGACGACAGCUGGGACCUGAGAGAUGCUGAGGUGGUGUGCCGGCAGAUGGGCUGUGGGGCAGCCGUGUCAGCUCCAGGCUUGGCUCAGUUUGGGCCAGGGUCCAACCAUAUCUGGCUGGGUGAUGUUGAGUGCACAGGGGCAGAAGCUACCCUCUCCGAAUGCAGGUCCAGGAUGGGUGAACCCAUGAAUUGCUACCAUGGGGAAGAUGCUGGUGUUGUGUGCUCAGAAGGAGACCUCCAAAAAGGGUGUCCACCUUGUCCUGUUUCAGACCCUGCAGCGUUGCGGCUGGUGAAUGGGUCAAGCCUCUGUGCUGGGAGAGUUGAAGUGCUCCACAGGCAUCAGUGGGGGACUGUGUGCGAUGACAGCUGGGAUGAAGAGGAUGCUGCAGUCGUGUGCCGGCAGCUGGGCUGUGGGACAGUGGUCUCAGCCCCUGGCGCAGCUUGGUUUGGGCAAGGGCACCAUGCCAUCUGGCUGGAUGAUGUGAACUGCACAGGGAGUGAGGACACCCUCUCAGAGUGCCUGGCCAGGCCAUGGGGGACACACAACUGUGACCAUGGGGAAGAUGCCGGUGUGGUGUGCUCAGGUAACUCCCCAAGGAUGGAACUGUCAGAUGGCCCGCACCGCUGCGCCGGCAGGGUUGAGAUCUUCUACGAGAACCAGUGGGGAACAGUGUGCGACGACCACUGGGACCUGGCGGAUGCCGCCGUGGUGUGCCGGCAGCUGGGCUGCGGCACAGCACUGUCAGCCGCCGGGGGCACACAUUUCAGGGCAGGGUCUGGUCCCAUCUGGAUGGAUGAUGUCAACUGCACGGGGACGGAGGUCGCUCUGUCUUACUGCAGGACAAAGGGCUGGGGAAAGAACAACUGCCACCAUGGUGAAGAUGCCGGCGUGGUGUGCUCAGGUAAUGCCCCCAGUCCUGUAGACCUCCGCUUGGUGAAUGGCCCGAACCGCUGCUCUGGAAGAGUGGAGGUGAUGCACAACCACCAGUGGGGAACUGUGUGCGACAACAACUGGAGCAUCCCCGAUGCCAGCGUGGUGUGCCGGCAGCUGGGUUGCGGGACAGCAGUCUCAGCCUACGGCUCAUCUCACUUUGGCCCAGGAUUGGGCCCCAUUUGGCUGGACAGUGUUCAGUGCAGUGGGACCGAAGCUGCCUUGUCCGAAUGCGUGGCCAGACCUUGGGGUGUCAACAGCGUCAACCAUGAAGAAGAUGCCAGCGUUGUGUGCACAGGUAACAUCAUCCACCGACACACCAGCUCGUCUCCGCCUACCGCCCCCAGCCGCUGCGCGGGGCGCGUGGAGGUGUUCCACCUCCAUCAGUGGGGGACGGUGUGCGACAACAGCUGGAGCCUGGCUGAGGCGGCGGUGGUCUGCCGGCAGCUGCACUGCGGAACAGCCAUCUCAGCCCUGGGCUCGGCUCACUUCGGACAAGGGUCCGGCCGCAUCUGGCUAGAUAGCGUGAAAUGCGCGGGGACAGAAGGUGCCCUUUUUGAAUGCCAGGUCAGGCCGUGGCGAUCCAACAGCUGUGACCACCAGGAGGAUGCUGGCGUGGUGUGCUCAGACACGGACACUUCGGGGCAGCGCCUGCUCCGGCUGGUGAAUGGCUCCAGCAGCUGCCUGGGAAGAGUCGAAGUCUUUCACAACAACAAGUGGGGGACCGUGUGCGAUGACACCUGGGACCUCCACGACGCCGCUGUUGUGUGCAAGCAGCUGGGCUGCGGGAUAGCGCUGUCAGCACCGGGCUCAGCUCAUUUCGGGCCAGGGUCAGAUCCCAUCUGGCUGGACAACGUUCACUGCAGGGGGACCGAGUCCACCCUCACCAGCUGUGAGCUGAGCAACUGGGGAGAGCACAACUGCGGCCACAGCGAGGAUGCUGGCGUGGUGUGCUCAGGGGCAGGCCAUCCAGCCCCUCUGAGACUGCUCAACGGCCCCAACCGCUGCGCCGGGAGGGUGGAGGUGCUCCACAACCACAUGUGGGGGACGGUCUGUGAUGACGGCUGGGACCUGGCAGACGCAGCGGUGGUGUGCCGUCAGCUGGGCUGCGGCACGGCACUCUUGGCCACCAGCGGGGCUCACUUCGGGAGGGGCCACGAUCCCAUCUGGCUGGACGAGGUGAACUGCACCGGCACUGAGGCCACCAUUUUCAACUGCCGGGCCAGAGCAUGGGGUGACAACAACUGCUUCCACGGAGAGGAUGCUGGAGUGAUAUGUUCAGCUUCAGGAGUGUCCGUGGCCACUGAGCUCCACCUGGCCAAUGGCUCGACGCGCUGCGAAGGCAGGGUGGAGGUCACCCACAACGGCACCUGGGCAGCCCUGUGUGACCAGGGUUGGGGUCUGGCUGAAGCUCGAGUGGUGUGCAGGCAGGAAGAGCGCUGUCAGCACCUGGCGGGUCGCAUUUUGGGCAAGGAUCCGGGCAAACGUGGCCCAACAGCGGUCGAGGUCUUCCAUAACAAGCAGUGGGGGACCGUGUGCGAUGACAACUGGGACCUGCUGGACGCCGAGGUCGUCUGCCGGCAGCUGGACUGCGGGCAAGCGCUGUCGGCCCCGUGGGGAGGUCAGUUCGGGCGUGGGAAUGGCAUCAUCUGGAUGGACGAGACGAACUGCACGGGGACGGAGAGCACGCUGUCUGCCUGCCAGGCCCGGACAUGGGGCAUCAAUAAUUGCUACCACGGGGAAGAUGCUGGUGUGGUUUGCUCAGACUCAAUCAUCCCCGAACCACCUCACCUCCGGCUGGCGAACGGCUCGCACCGCUGCGCUGGCAGAGUCGAGGUGUUUCACCAGGAGGAGUGGGGAGCCGUCUGCGACAGCAGCUGGGACAAGCAGGACGCCGAGGUUGUGUGUCGGCAGCUGGGCUGCGGGACGGCGCUGCCAGCAUCGGAGGGGACGGACUUUGGCACCGGACCCCUGCGUGUCUGGCUGGACAAUGUGAACUGCCAAGGGACGGAGCUGACCCUUACGAAAUGCCAGGCGAGCCCAUGGGGAGAAAGCAGCUGCAGCCACGGAAAGCGCGCCAGCGUGGUGUGCUCAGCUGUUUCCAACUUCACCCCAGUCCGGCUGGUGGAUGGCCCAGGUCGCUGCGCUGGGAGGGUCGAGGUGUUUCACAGUGAGAAAUGGGGGACGGUGUGCGAUGACAGCUGGGACUUCGCAGAUGCCAAAGUGGUUUGCCGGCAACUGGACUGUGGGCUGGUGGUAUCAGCUCCGCAGCGGGCUCACUUCGGGCAGGGACAGGGACCCAUUUGGCUGGACAACGUGCGCUGUGUGGGGACGGAGGCUGCUCUCUCCGAAUGCAGGGCCAAGAGCUGGGGCAUCCAUGGAUGUGAGCACAGAGAAGAUGCCAGCGUGGUGUGCUCAGGAUCGGGCAUUUCUGACCUCGGAAGCCUCCGCCUGGUGAACGGCUCAGACUCAUGCUCCGGGAGAGUUGAAGUGUUUCAUGAUCAGCGCUGGGGGGGCAUCUGUACUGACGGCUGGGACCUGGCCGAAGCCCAUGUGGUGUGUCGGCAGCUGGGCUGUGGGGUGGCGCGCUCGGCCGCUGCGUCUACCCAGUUUGGGACAGGAGAUGGCCUGAUCUGGGUGGAUGCUGUGGAGUGCACCGGGACGGAGGGGGCCCUCUUUGAAUGCAAGGUCAAGUUCUGGGGCACCAAGAGCUGCAAGUCGAGGGGGCAUGCAGGCGUCUCAUGCUCUCUGGCUGCAGAAGCCCUGCGGCUGGUGAACGGCCCACACCGCUGUGCCGGCAGGGUGGAGGUCUUUCACAACCAGCAGUGGGGGACCGUCUGCGAUGACGGCUGGGACCUGAAUGACGCAGCCGUGGUGUGCCGGCUGUUGGGCUGCGGGACGGCCAUAUCAGCCCCAGGUUUAUCUGGGUUUGGGCAAGGAUCUGGCCCCAUCUGGCUAGAUGGGGUGAGUUGCCUUGGGACAGAAGCCACCCUUGCUGAAUGCCUGGUCAAGCCUUGGGGACACCAUACAUGUAACCACGUGGAAGACGCCAGCGUUGUGUGCUCAGGGAUUGCCAGCAUCCCCAGGCUUCGCCUGGUGAGUGGUUUGAGCAAGUGCACCGGGAGGGUCGAGGUGUUUUACAACAACGAGUGGGGGACAGUCUGCGACGACGGCUGGGACCUGAGGGACGCAGCGGUGGUCUGCCGGCAGCUGGGCUGCGGAGUGGCCAUCUCGGCCCCUGGCUCGGCUCGGUUUGGGUGGGGAGCUGGCCCCAUCUGGCUGGACGACGUGAGCUGCACGGGGCAGGAAACUGACUUUUCCAAGUGCCAAGCCAAGAUGUGGGGCAUCCACAACUGCCACCACGGGGAGGACGCCGGCGUGGUGUGCGCAG
This is a messenger RNA of Phaethon lepturus (White-tailed tropicbird), 4456 nucleotides long. It is a transcript of the gene DMBT1, whose product is annotated as deleted in malignant brain tumors 1. The transcript is spliced from 19 exons. Lineage: Eukaryota; Metazoa; Chordata; Aves; Phaethontiformes; Phaethontidae. The record is from RefSeq and is a predicted model, not a curated record. The annotation marks the transcript as partial. Gene Ontology annotation, cellular component: membrane.